AUUAUAGAUCAUGUUAAGAUAUCGUACAUAUUGUUGGCAAGACUGAAAUGAUGAAAGGUGUGGCAAGUUUACGAUAAGGACUAUUUUUGGAUUUUCUAAACAAAAGAUUUAUUGGCGUAUGCCAAUAAUAUACAGUAAUAUUCAGUAAUUAACAACAAUAAACAAUCGAAAUGUCUGUUAAUAAACAAGAUUAUCAUCGUGCAUCAAACGCGGUAGUAUUUGGUGGAGUAAUUACAUAUAUUGCAGGAUUAUUGUUGGUUAUGGCAUUUACUAGUCCAUAUUGGAUUGAAUCUUAUGAAGAAACUUUCAGUAAUUUUAAACAUAUGGGACUUUGGGAAUAUUGUUUUGAACAAUUCAGAUAUCCAUAUUAUCAAUUUGAUAAACAAUUUGAUGGUUGUCAUCACAUAUUCUCAGAAGAAUAUUAUGUGAUCAGAGAGUGGUUAUUACCAGGAUGGUUAAUGAUUGUGCAAACAUUUGUCACGCUUGCUUUAUUAUUUUCAUUUUUUGCACAAGUUGUAAUUGCAUUGACUUUAGUUCGAUGGCCUUUGAAAUUUGUAUUGAAUUAUGAAUGGAUUCUUUCAGCUACUGCUUUCUCAUGUUGUGCUAUAGCAGGUACCGUAUUAUUUUUAGCAGUAUCAAUAUUUGGUGGGCAAUGUUGGCGCAGAGACUGGUUAAUGUAUCCAAAUUUUAAUCAUUUAUCAUGGUCAUAUGGUUUAGCAGUUAUUUCAUUCAUGUUUCAUUGGUUAGCUGCAUUUUUUUUGUAUUUAGACGCAAAGGCCGGAUAUAGAUUGCGCAAACAAUCUAAUAAUUUAGUGAUGCAAAUGCAGCCCAAUUUACAAAGUCAUCAAGGAUUGGCAAGAGGAGGAUAUAUAUAAUCUAUUGUUACAU
Apis florea (little honeybee) is the source of this 888-nucleotide messenger RNA. RefSeq names its product Claudin superfamily protein pickel (gene pck). Gene Ontology annotation, biological process: regulation of tube size, open tracheal system; septate junction assembly. The record is from RefSeq and is a predicted model, not a curated record. Gene Ontology annotation, cellular component: septate junction; membrane. Lineage: Eukaryota; Metazoa; Arthropoda; Insecta; Hymenoptera; Apidae.